CCAGCCUCCGCCUCCACCUCUAGCCACACGGUGCCUCCCAGUUUCUUCCUGCACUGAGGGACAGCUCACAGUUCACCUCUGCCCUGAGUUCUGGAAGCCUGGGAGUAUCUGAAGACUGAUCUGGAGAAACUCAGCCCUCCUCAGGUUACCUGAAUGAAUGGACCGCCCUUAAGUUACACCUCCACUCAGAGGUCUGGGGGCAGAGCUUCCAUAUCGGAGUAGAUGUGAAGAGGUUUCCCACUGCUGAAGAGGAAGGCCAAACAACUCGAAUCUGAAGAAAUGAAAUUGCCAAGGACAGUUGCGUUCUGCUUCGUGCUUAUUGCGACGUGUUCUUCAGAAGCGACAUUGAGCGUGAGCGUUCAGCCCGUUGCUCGGCCCGUGAUUCUCCACGAACAUGACCUAGCCGGGGAAGAGCCAGCGAGGCAGAAACGAGCAGUUGCAGUGGGUGGUCCCGCGGAGGAAGAAUACACCGUAGAUGUUGAGAUCAGUUUUGAAAACAUCUCCUUCCUGGAGUCCGUCAAGGCUCACUUGAACAGCCUCAGUUUUCCAAUUCAAGGAAACGGCACAGACCCAGCCACGGACAUCAUGAGCAUAGCAAUGACAACAGUCUGCACACCUGCUGGAAAUGACCUCUUGUGCUCCUGCGAGAAAGGCUAUGUGUGGCCCCGGGAAAAGUGUCUCCACAGUCUAACUUGUCAAGAGCAUGAAGGUGCCCUGUCAGGCCGCUCCUGCAGUUGUCUGAAAGGACUUCCUCCCCAGGGACCUUUCUGCCAGCUCUCUGAUGCAUAUAUUACCUUAAAAAUCAAAGUCAGACUGAACAUAGGAUUUCAAGAAGACCUCAAGAAUUCGUCCUCUGCCCUCUAUAGGUCCUACAAGACCGACCUGGAAAGAGCGUUCCGGGAGGGUUACAAAACUUUACCAGGAUUCAGAUCGGUGACUGUGACACACUUCACCAAAGGCAGCGUGGUUGUGAACUUCGAGGCCCAGUUUGGAUCGCCACCGCUGCCUGGAUCAAUUCCUAAAGCCAACGAGCAGGUCACACAGAACCUCAACCAGACAUACAAACUGGACUACAGCUCCUUCCAAGGAACGCCGAGCAAUGAAACGAAGUUCACGGUUACACCGGAAGUCAUCUUUGAGGGGGACAGGGUAGUUCUGGAGUGUGAAAGUGAAAUCUUGUCCUCCAACGCGUCUUGGUAUUACGGAGAGAAACGCUCCGAGAUCCAGAACCACGGUAGAUUCUCCAUCCAAACCUCGGUCCUCAACAUGAGCUUGGUCUCGCGCCUCACCAUUUAUAACUUCACGAAGCAGGAUGCCGGUGAAUAUCGUUGCAAGCUGACACUGGAUAUUUUUGAAUAUGGGGACGCCAGAAGACUGGAUGUCACUCCUAUCCGGAUCCUGGCCAAGGAAGAGAGGAAGGUGGUGUGUGACAGCAACCCUAUCUCGUUGAACUGCUGCAGUGAGAACAUAGCAAACUGGAGCAAAAUUGAGUGGAAGCAGGAGGGGAAAAUAAAAAUUCUAGGGAUCCCAGAAACAGACCUAGACUCUAGCUGCAGCACUUACACCCUCAAGGCAGAUGGAACCCAGUGUCCCAGCGGGUCUUCUGGAACAACAGUCACCUACACGUGUGAGUUCGUCAGUCCCUACGGAGCCAGAGGCAGUAAGAACAUAGCUGUGACCUUCGUCUCUGUAGGAGAUAAUUCCAGCUACAAAGGGGAAGUGCCCGAGGUCCUAAGGCAUGUGAUGGAAGUGAGUACAGUUCAGAGCACCACCGCCUACAGCCUAGAAACAAGUAAAGCCCAGGAACAGCAAGCCAACCUAACAAUAACCUCGGACCCAAUUUCUGUUUCUGAGGGACAAAGCUUCUCUAUCUCAUGCAUCAGCGAUGUGAGUAACUAUGAUGAGGUGUACUGGAACACUUCUGCUGGCAUUAAAAUCCACCCAAGGUUUUACACCAUGAGCAGGCGUCAGGAUGGAGCGGAGUCGGUCCUGACGGUGAAGACCUCCACCAGGGAGUGGAAUGGAACCUACCACUGCAUAUUUAGAUACAAGAAUUCAUACAGCAUCGCCACCAAAGACGUCAUCAUCCACCCACUGCCUCUGGAGUCGGAUAUCAUGAUGGACCCUUUGGAAGCCAGUGGUCUGUGCACCAGUUCCCAUCAGUUCAGGUGCUGCGUGAAAGAGGAGGAAGGGGAAGAGUACUCCGUCACCUUCCACGUCGGCUCCUCAGCCUUUCCUGCUGAGCGAGAAGUCAACGGCAGGCAAGCAUGCUACAAAUACAGUCUCCCAGCAAACUUACACCUGUGUCCCAAAAACAUCGACGUGUUUUGCCACUUUACCAACGCGGCCAAUACCUCGGUCCGGAGCCCAUCGAUGAAGCUCACCCUUGUUCGGGGUGAGAAUAUCACAUGCCAGGAUCCUGUGAUUGGUAUUGGAGAGCCUGGGAAGGUCAUUCCGAAGUUGUGCCAAUUCUCAAAAGUUUCCAGAAGCCCUGGCCAGAUCAUCGGCGGGAUCGUCACUUAUAAAUGUGUGGGCUCCCAGUGGAAGGAGGAGAAAAGAGGCUGCAUCUCGGCUCCAAUCAACAGUUUGCUCCAGUUAGCCAAGGCUUUGAUCAAGAGCCCCUCGCAGGACCAGAAGCUCCCUACAUAUCUGAGGGACCUUUCCACUAGUGCUGGGAAGGAAGAAUGGGAUGUCCGCUCAUCUCCAGGAAGCCUGGGAGCCGUCAUCAGCAUCCUUGAUUUGCUCUCAACAGUUCCAACCGAAGUGAAUUCGGAAAUGAUGAGGGAUGUGCUUGCCACCAUUAAUGUCAUCUUAGACAAGUCGACCUUGAAGUCCUGGGAGAGGUUACUACAGCAACAGAGCAACCAGAGCUCCCAGUUCCUGCAUUCAGUGGAAAGGUUUACCAAAGCGCUGCGGCUGGGAGACAACACCCCUCCGUUCCUCUUCCACCCGAACGUUCAGAUGAAGAGCAUGGUAGUAAGACGUGGCCACCCUCAGACCUACCAGCAGAAGUUUGUCUUCACGGACUCUGACUUGUGGGGCGACGUCGCCAUUGAUGAGUGCCAGCUGGGGAACUUGCAGCCCGACUCAUCUAUUGUCACUGUGGCUUUCCCGACUCUCAAGGCCAUCCUUGCCAAGGAUGGACAGGAAAAGGCGUCUUCCAACAGCUUGGUGAUGACCACUACCGUCAGCCACAGCAUCAUCAAGCCCUUUAGGAUUUCCAUGACUUUCAAGAACAACCAUCGUUCAGGCGGCAAGCCGCAGUGUGUCUUCUGGAACUUCAGCCUUGCCAACUACACAGGGGGCUGGGACAGCAGUGGGUGUUCCAUGGAGGAUGAUGGCAGGGACAAUAGGGACAGGGUCUUCUGCAAGUGUAACCACCUGACAUCAUUCUCCAUCCUCAUGUCCCCAGACUCCCCAGAUCCAGGAUCUCUCCUAAAAGUACUUCUGGAUAUCAUUUCUUACAUUGGGCUGGGGUUUUCCAUCUUCAGCUUAGCGGCCUGUAUAGUUGUAGAAGCCAUGGUGUGGAAAUCAGUGACCAAGAACCGAACUUCCUAUAUGCGCCAUAUCUGCAUAGUCAACAUCGCCUUUUGCCUUCUGAUUGCUGACAUCUGGUUCAUUGUGGCUAGUGCGAUCCACGAUGGCCACUACCCACUCAACGAAACAGCCUGCGUGGCCGCCACCUUCUUCAUUCACUUCUUCUACCUCAGCGUCUUCUUCUGGAUGCUGACGCUGGGCCUCAUGCUCUUCUACCGUCUGAUCUUCAUUCUACACGAUGCGAGCAAGUCCACCCAGAAAGCCAUUGCCUUUUCCCUAGGCUACGGCUGCCCUCUCAUUAUCUCAUCCAUCACAGUGGGGGUCACGCAGCCGCAGGAAGUCUACAUGAGGAAGAAUGCAUGCUGGCUCAACUGGGAGGACACCAGAGCACUACUGGCUUUUGCCAUCCCAGCCCUGGUUAUUGUGGUGGUGAACGUGAGCAUCACAGUCGUGGUCAUCACCAAGAUCCUGAGGCCUUCCGUCGGAGACAAGCCCGGCAAGCAGGAGAAGAGCAGCCUGUUUCAGAUCAGCAAGAGCAUCGGGGUCCUCACGCCUCUCUUAGGGCUCACUUGGGGUUUCGGUCUCGCCACAGUGAUCCAGGGGAGCAGUGCCGUGUUCCACAUCAUCUUCACCCUGCUCAAUGCCUUCCAGGGGCUCUUCAUUUUACUCUUCGGCUGCCUCUGGGAUCAGAAGGUGCAGGAAGCUUUGCUGAAUAAGUUUUCAUUGUCAAGAUGGUCUUCUCAGCACUCAAAGUCAACAUCCCUGGGUUCAUCUACACCCGUGUUUUCUAUGAGUUCUCCGAUAUCCAGAAGAUUUAAUAAUCUUUUUGGUAAAACAGGAACAUAUAACGUUUCCACCCCAGAAACAACCAGCUCUUCUGUGGAAAACUCCUCUAGUGCUUACUCGCUGCUCAACUAGGACCAGACAACGCCAAAUCCACAGGACCGCUCAGAAAUGCGGCGUGUGCCGAGAAAAAGGGACCCAUCCAAAUCUGUGGGUAACGUGUUCUCUCUGCAGACCUCUGGGAGCAGAUGCUGAAGAGAUUCUUUCAGUAGAGAAGACGCUUUCUUCUGUAAGGACAGACUAAAGCAAUUGCCAUGUUUAUUUUUGUUCCCACCCCCAUCCGUUGUGUAAUGCCAACUAUGUAUAGUAUUUAAAAGAAACCCCACAAGGCCCAACGUUUCUAUAUGUAUUGUAAAAUAGAAUUUUGAAGAGAGUUUUUCAGCCCAUCCUACCCCACCCCACGCCAUGGACUAUAAAGAUCAGUGUUGGCUGGAGCUGUAGUAAAGGCCGGUACUCAGGAGUUCAGUGGAUUCGAGGAAGAGAGAAAAGGUAGGAGGAAGGAAGGAAGGAAGGAAGGAAGGAAGGAAGGAAGGAAGGAAGGAAGGAAGGAAGGAAGGAAGGAAGAUGACGUUGAAAACAUUAGGGAGUACAUUGUAAGGUUUCCACAUCAAGGUCUAAUACGAUCACGCAAAUGCCACAGCACUGAGAAUGAAAUAAACGGCUCUAAAAUGGACAAUGAGAUGAAGCUGUGGGGGGCAAGAAUAACACAUUCGUGGCAUUUCCCUAGUUAAAAGGGUAGAAUCCAAGACAGAGGGGAAAUAGGAAGGGCAUCAUGCCACAAGGAUGCUUCUGGCUGGAUAGUAGUAUCUACAAGCAAUGCACCCAAGGAGACACAUGUCCUCACGACAAGGAUAUGCGUAUGAACCUUUGCAUGUCAAGGCCUGAGCAAAGAUGGAUGAACACAUGUAGGAACUAUGACAGCAACUCUGUCAGAUUCAAGUUUGUCAGGAAAGCACUGUGUGUUAGUUUGUUUGACAUUUUGAAGGCAACACAUGUGUAUGUAUAUAUUAUACCCAGUUAUUGACAAAUUUGUUAUAUCGCGCUGGGCUCAGACUCCCCUGUCUGUCUUACCUGUAACAGCUUUAACCAGGUACUUUCUGUGCGUUAUAGAAUAGACUUUAAUGACUGUGUAGCAUGUACAGUUCUGUUAUUGCGGUUGUGAUGUCAUCAUGCCUGUGGAGACGUUGGCCCUUGGUGUGCUGUCCAGCUGGCUGUGUACUGUCCGUUGCUGGUCUUUUAAGUGCCCAGGCCAAUACACAUUCAGAGCCACUUGGAAGGCUUCCGGAGGACGAACACGAGGCUCUUCUGUGCCCCCAGCCACCCUUUGCUUUGAUAAGCAAAUGGCAGACUCCCCCGCCCAAGGAUUAGUUUGUGAAUUCACACCCAUGUGGUUUUUGUAUGUAUGUCUCCCAAAAAUACAGAUAUUUAUUAAAACUGCAUCCAUGUUAGAGCGCACCAUGUUCAGGACCCCAGAGCAAUCAUUCAGUUCAUACAUGUCCAAGGGGAAUCGCAGAGGAAGUGGCCCUAAGGACAGGGUCUUCGUGAAUUUCUCCUUGCUGUAGGAAGACGCUGUGUCAAAAGGAGCUCCAGGGAGAUGAGGUUUGCUUUGGCGUCUACUUUGGAGCACAGUCUGUUGCGGUGGGGAAAGCACGGUUGGGGAACAUGAAGCCAGCCCACCACACUGCCUUGGCAGUCGGGAAAUAAAAACAGGAAGUGGGACAAGUCUAUGACCUCUCACAGCCCUCCCCCAGGGACACACCUCCUCUAGCCAGGCUCCACCUCCUAGAGGUUCUGUAAUCUUCCCAAACAGCACCAACAGGAGGUGGGAGGGGUGGGGCAAGGGUUCGAAUACGGAAGCCUAUAGGGGGCAUUUCACGUUCAACAACAAACAGCAGGCUCCUCAGGGUGGGUGGGCAGUGUUCGGUUUUGAGAGCCUCUGUGUGCCCUUCAUGAGAAAGACAGCAGAGAGGGGUCUGAGCUCUAGCCAUCAUUCAUUGACUUAGGUUCUGAGAGUUUUAUUUUUAAUAUUUUUAAACACUUUAAAAAACUCCUCCUUUUAGCUCUAAGCUUGAAUUCUGCUUCUCUGUUCUUCACAGAGACAGAGAAAUAUGGGACAAAAUUCCAUCCAUUGAGUUCUGUCUCCAUACAAGUGCCACAAGUAUCUGUUCCCACAGGCCUGUCCCAACCUAAUGGCUCAUUAUUUAAAGUCCUUACAGGAAACAAAUGUUGAUGUGCAAACACGGGUGAGUUCUCCAGGGAGUCUCCAAAGCAGGACAGAGUUCAGUAGAGAGAAAACAGAGACGAGUCUAAACAAGGCAUCCUUUGGAUUAGAAUCGGUUGUUCGGGAAAGAGUGGCUUGGACUCAUUCAGCUCCUUGGAGCUCUGAGCAGGGGUACUGCACAGCACACAGCUCUGAGCAGGGGUACUGCACACCAUGGCAGUGCAGCCUUGACAUCAGGGAGACACAGCACCAGGCAAGGUGCAGAAGUCCGAGGAACGCUGAACUUCGGCCCACUUCACUGCUGCCCCUUGGGAGCCAUUGGGCUUGACCUUGUGAAGAAAACCUCUAUAACAGCGUAAUAGCAGGAACUUCCAGCUGAAUUCCAUAGGAUGUGGCUCUGGCCCUCUGCCCGUGUUCAUUCACAGGGACACGUUCCCCUGUUGCCAGCACGCAUGCUCACAGAGUCUAACAGACUCACAAAUUCAUACAUAGACCCCAUACUCUGACAUAGGCAGACACAGACAUGCACACACACCUGCACACUCAUAUGGACACACAUCAACACCCAAACACACAGGCACACCUGGACAGAUGUUUUUGUGAGAACUGCCACAUCUCUGUCCCGACUGAGUGGCUCAGAAUUCCCUAAAGGAAGUUUGUUAGUGUGUAAACACAAGAUUCAGCAGGGGCCGUUCAUCUUUGGGCCGACGUGUAUGCAUUCACACCAAGAUGAGCACACACACACACGCACACACACACACACACAUAUUCACACCAACCAGAGCACACACGGAGGCCCCUCAGUCUUUCAAGACACAGCAUUGGAUUCCAGAAGAUGUGGCUGGAGAUCUGGCUCGGUGGUUGAGAAGGUGUACGGUUCUUACAGAAAAAUCUCAAGUUCGACUCCCACGUUGAGCAGCUCCCCACCACCUGUAAUUCCUGCUGGAGGGAGUCUGCUGCCCUCCUGUUGACUUUGGGGAUACUUAUAUGUGCCUAUCCCUGUCCCUGACACACGUGUUUACACAUAAAGUUUCAAAAAUAAAUUCCAGAAGAUGUAUGUGACAAACGCCGAAGGCGCACUUGGUGGAUUUCUGCCCAUGGUCCCACGCUGGCAUUUCUAAGCGUAGGACCCAAAAUUGCCAAAGAUGGAAGCACACGGGUCUGUGUAUUGCGUGAAAGCCGAGCCUGCACCCAGUUCUGCAGCAGCAGCGGGCAUGAACUGUGGCAGCGGAGUGUUGAGUGACUUAGGCGCCAUGGGAAGCCUGUUCACUUUGCUAAGAGAGCGCCCCCUCCUGCCCGUGUUCUCCGUGUCUUUUAUUGUGUAAUGUAAAGUCCUUGGGUCCCAGCUCUUUCCAUACUGGACUUUCCAUUAAGGCAGUUUCUUGCAAAAAGAUCAAUGCUGAUGCUUCAGGGGCUGUGGAGUUGGAGGAUCCAAAACCACACAGUUAAUACACAGCAGUGUUGUCAGGGCUGCUCUGAUUGUCACUCCGCAUCUCUCAGGUGGAAAUGAAGGAACGCCAUGGGAAGCCAGAGCCUCUUGUAAUUUGUGCAGGGCCCUCCAGAGAGGUCUGUGUCAGAAGGAAAUGUACACGGAGAUAAGAAAGAAUACAGCAGUCAGUUGGCUUGGAGGGAGACACGGGGGCGGGGGAAGGGGGACUGAUCCCAGGAGAGUGAAGCAGAAAGUCACAGCCAGCUAGGAAGACAGAAGAGAAUCACAUGAGUUGUUUAUGCAGGGAGAAGUGUUUAAUCUGUGGCAUGUAGAGGUGCCGCGAUGAGGGGCCCUUGCGCCCCAAAGAGAGAGCCAGUGAUCCAGGCCAAUAGAAACCUGGUUCCUUGAGCAUCCACAAGGGAGGAGCCUGGAGCAGACAUCAAUUUCUUACUGAUUUUUAAGGACAAGAGAAAUAGCAUUUCUGUCAUGGGUUUCUAGAAUUAGGACUCAGAGUUUAAAACCAUGUCCUGCUCAUACGUCAGUGUAUAGUGAUGCUUUCUUUCCCGGUAAUAAAAUAGCUAAUGAUUCACCGAG
Molecule: messenger RNA, 8624 nt
Organism: Myodes glareolus (Bank vole)
Lineage: Eukaryota; Metazoa; Chordata; Mammalia; Rodentia; Cricetidae
Gene: Adgrf5
Product: adhesion G protein-coupled receptor F5
Biological process (GO): regulation of lipid metabolic process; fat cell differentiation; energy reserve metabolic process
Cellular component (GO): cytoplasmic vesicle; membrane
Molecular function (GO): G protein-coupled receptor activity
Source: RefSeq, a predicted model, not a curated record